AUGUUGGCUGAUCGGGUUUUCUAUCCUGGGCAUCCUGGACUUUCGGCCGACAAUUUAUUAACGAUCGGACCGGUAUCCGGUGGAUGCCAGGGUACCACCCACAAAAUCCACCUCCUGGUGGUAAUCGGCGUUACGCGUGACAAAUACGACGAGGAAACAGCGACGGCGAUGAUCAUAAAGUUGGGACAGAACAAUUCGGCAGAAGCCGACUCUCAUGAUACGCGUUCGCGUUAUUUGGCAAAGCCGUUAGUACCAAAUCGGGCUUCUCCUCUCGGCUACCAAGGCGACCAGCCUGUUACGCCGCGCUACGUUUCCCAUCUUUCUCGACUCUGA
Desarmillaria tabescens is the source of this 333-nucleotide messenger RNA. RefSeq lists its product as uncharacterized. Bases 1 to 333 code for a protein of 110 amino acids. The transcript has 3 exons. The record is from RefSeq and is a predicted model, not a curated record. NCBI's taxonomy places the organism in Eukaryota, Fungi, Basidiomycota, Agaricomycetes, Agaricales, Physalacriaceae.